ACAUGCUCAAACUCGCGUUCGUGCCGGCCGCCGGUGACAAGCUCGUGCUCAAGCUCUCUCCUCCGCCGCCGCUUGCUGACAAGAAGUCGUCUCUGGCGGACAACACGACCGUCAUCGACUCUGGCGGAGGCAACGCCGUCCGCAUCCCCUCCGAGCCCGUCUCGCUCAAGGAUGGCAUCGACACCGGCACCGGCGGCACCGGCACCGCCAGCACCGGCACCGGCAACGUCCUGUCCGAGGGCGAGCCCGGCCCGCUCAAGGACGGCAUUGACGCGGGCGGCAACGUCGCGGGCGAGUUGUCGCCGAUGAGGUCCUCCGCGAAGGUCGGAAUCGUGCCGGCUGACGACGGCCACAUCACGCUCGUCAUCUCCGCGUCGGUGUCGCCUUCGCUCCUCGGAGCCAAGGCGUGCGGCGUCAAGAACGACGUGAAGGACAUCUCCGUGGCGAAGUUUGGCACGGAGGACGUCCCCAAGAAGGACCCGGCCGCGGAAAAGGCGCCCGACGCGGGCGCGGACGACUCGGACAAGGCCAAGGCCAUGUUCGCCACCCACGCGCCGAGCCC
Messenger RNA from Emiliania huxleyi CCMP1516, 562 nucleotides. RefSeq lists its product as hypothetical. The record is from RefSeq and is a predicted model, not a curated record. NCBI's taxonomy places the organism in Eukaryota, Haptophyta, Isochrysidales, Noelaerhabdaceae. The annotation marks the transcript as partial. The transcript is spliced from 3 exons.